Molecule: messenger RNA, 1931 nt
Organism: Styela clava
Lineage: Eukaryota; Metazoa; Chordata; Ascidiacea; Stolidobranchia; Styelidae
Biological process (GO): regulation of transcription by RNA polymerase II
Molecular function (GO): DNA-binding transcription factor activity, RNA polymerase II-specific; RNA polymerase II transcription regulatory region sequence-specific DNA binding
Source: RefSeq, a predicted model, not a curated record
AAAAAUCAGAAAACGUCUAAAAUAUUUAAACUAAUUUUGUCGAAUCCGGCUAAUUUACUGCAUCGACAAAAAAACAAAAUGGAGUAUCCAUACCUGGGACCGAGCGCUUCAUACGACAGCACCGCAUGCAUGGUAGCGGCAAAUGCAGACAACCAGGGGUUUGGCGUUCCUUCGCCCUACCCUGAAUUCAACUCCUGUGCCCACGCCCAGGUGUCUCAGUCAGCAUUCCCGGCAUCGGCGUAUGCGACAAGCAUGCAGAUGAGAUCGGCAAACUUUGGAGCAGCCUGCCACACUUCGGUGCCUCACGUCGCCACCGCUGCCGCUUGCAGUCUUGGCGGCCUUAGAGAUACUUCACCAUAUUCAUCUGUUCCAUACAAAUUCUUCUCUGAAACUUCACACCAUACAAGUUUUGGAGGAUUACACGAACGUAGAAAACAAAGAAGAAUUAGGACAACAUUCACAAGUUCACAAUUGAAGGAACUCGAAAGAGUAUUUUCUGAAACACAUUAUCCAGAUAUCUAUACAAGAGAGGAAUUGGCUUUAAAAAUUGAUCUAACCGAGGCAAGAGUACAAGUCUGGUUUCAAAAUCGACGAGCGAAAUGGCGAAAAAUGGAACGUGCGAAGCAGCAACAGCUACAACCUCACAUUCCUCAAGGGAGUCCCACCUCGUCAAGUCCUGGUGACGUAACAAGUAUAAACUCAGAAACUUCGUCCUGUCACGAAUUGACUGGUAGAAGUGGUACAAUGGCGUCAUCGGGCGAAGGAGAACCCAAGGCGCCAGAAGCUGGAGCCAACGAACCCGCGGUCGCACAGGCGUCGAAAGAUGAUCAACAAAACGAACUUAGCACUGCCCUUGCACAAACAUCGUUGCAGAUGUCAAACCGCGAGCAAUCGUCUCUUAUAAAAGUUGGCCUGUCUCCAAACUCAACAAGUAAAAAGAAUAGCAGCAAUAGUGAACGCAGUCUAAACUCCAGAAAUUCGGGAACUACGUCAACUCUGGCGAUGGAAAAUCUUUCAUCGGCUCAUCCAGCAAGCAAUGACGGCAGUGACAUUGGUGGGUCGCUCUCUCCCGCCACCCCGUGUAUGCAAAAUUCGCACUACAAUUCGUCUUAUGAUCCCAAACAACACGUUGGACUAAAUCAAUCUCGUUCCCAGCAGCGUUCUUAUAAUGGUCAUGGAGAUACUGUUCAAGGUUCAAGCCAAGCAUAUGGGUCUCCCUCGUCUGUUUCAUGGUUGUUAGCUAGCGGCGCUGGGAAUCCACCAAAUCCACUCCACGGCGCACCAUUUGUGGACGUCUUGUCGGCUUUGACCCGGAAUGUAGGAUCAGCUGCUGCCUUGAUGACUUCAUCUCAUAUGUCGUCCCCACACUCUGCGUCAAUGUCUACGUCACCAUUAUCAGGAGGCGUUUAUCACAACUAUACGAAUCUUCAAUGUGGCCCAAGAUAUCAGGAUUGCUCAAAGCCGGUGGGCGAAGGAGCCAUACUUCACGGUGUAACUGUAAGAAAUAAUUCGAGCAAUGACUGCAGAACGAGACGUGGUUCACCGGUGGAUGGACGGGCGGAAAAUAUCAUAGCGUCACUUUGAAUUCACACUCCGUCAAAGCGUGUGUAUUUCUUUGUUCAAGAAAUAGGAGAAAAAUAGUGUUUUUCAAGAUGUUCCUAUUUCAAUAUCUACCUCAAACUAGGUAUGGCUUACAAGAAGAAGGUUGAAGAUUCCAUGCAAUUAAGAUUGCUUCUAAAGAGUUAUUAAAGUUGAGAGCUAUGAGAGUUCAAUCUUGAUUGUAAUCAGAGCUUGCAAGGGACAGCAAUGUAGAUGGAACCUAUGGGGGCCAAACCAUGAACAGUACAGCAAUGUUAAACACCACUGUACGUGUUUGGUAAAUUUUUCUUGAAGAUUUUAUAGAACCUUAUACAUAUUGAAUUGCUGGUAAU